UGUUACGCAAUGGGGUCUUUCUGAAAGGGCUAGCAUCCACAACACGUUAGCGGUACAAACUGCGAGGCUCGAAGCAGUUUUAAAAACGCUUCCAUCCAGCGGAAAUACUCGAUCAGUUGUCUGGGAAAGACCUGUCCAGAGUACAGAUGCCUGUAGCUGUAGGACCGUAUGGACAGGCACAGCCAAGCUGUUUUGACCGAGUGAAGAUGGGCUUCAUGAUGGGCUUUGCAGUCGGAAUGGCUGCCGGUGCCAUGUUUGGAACGUUCUCCUGUCUACGAAUUGGGAUGAGAGGUCGAGAGCUGAUGGGUGGAGUGGGAAAGACCAUGAUGCAAAGUGGGGGUACAUUCGGGACCUUCAUGGCCAUUGGCAUGGGCAUUCGCUGCUGAUUCUGCUGUUCACUUUACUUGACUCUAAAUUCCUUUCAUAUAUUCACAAUGCCAUAAAACUGAGUUUGUGUUAAUAAAAUUAUAAUUUAAAACAA
Messenger RNA from Ictalurus furcatus (blue catfish), 481 nucleotides. It is a transcript of the gene romo1, whose product is annotated as reactive oxygen species modulator 1. The transcript is spliced from 3 exons. NCBI's taxonomy places the organism in Eukaryota, Metazoa, Chordata, Actinopteri, Siluriformes, Ictaluridae. Gene Ontology annotation, cellular component: TIM23 mitochondrial import inner membrane translocase complex. The record is from RefSeq and is a predicted model, not a curated record. Gene Ontology annotation, biological process: protein insertion into mitochondrial inner membrane; protein import into mitochondrial matrix. Bases 147 to 386 code for a protein of 79 amino acids.